This is a messenger RNA of Brassica napus (rape), 1719 nucleotides long. Its product is annotated as putative F-box protein At2g19630. Bases 10 to 1170 code for a protein of 386 amino acids. NCBI's taxonomy places the organism in Eukaryota, Viridiplantae, Streptophyta, Magnoliopsida, Brassicales, Brassicaceae. The transcript has a single exon. Gene Ontology annotation, molecular function: protein binding. The record is from RefSeq and is a predicted model, not a curated record.
AACUCAGCCAUGACAUCACGGCGCACUACACGAUCGAUGACCAGACGUCAUCGAAACUCAUUGCCGGUACCUGAUGACCUGGCUAUGGAGAUAUUCACGAGGCUGCCGUCGAAGGCGAUAGCGAGAUGUCGUUGCGCAUGCAAGCUCUGGUCCUCCAUGCUUCGCCGUCAAGAUUUCACAGAGCUUUUCUUGACCAAAUCUUGUGCUCGCCCUCAGCUCCUUUUCGCCAGGGAAGAUUACAGCGUCAGAGAGAUUGUGUUCAUCACGUCGCCUCAGCCUGAAAAUCCCGAAGAGAACUCGUACGUUGUAGCAACCAAUCAUCUUGCGCGUUUCCCACGUUCCAACGGAUUCUAUGGUUGUACCAACGGCUUCUUCUGUUAUGGAGCUGACUGGUUCUUUAAGAGGCUAAAAUUGCCGGUGAUAUGUAACCCCAGCACGGGACAGUCCUUGACCAUGCCCAGAUUGAUCUCGAAAAAGAGGUAUGGAGUGCAAAGCUAUCUUGGAUAUGAGCCGAUGGAGAAAGAAUUCAAGUUAUUGUCGAUGAACAGCUCGCGUAAUGGUGAGAGGAUCUCAGUGGAGCACCAAGUUCUGACAUUAGGAACCAAGAAUUUGUCAUGGAGGUUGGUCGAGUGCUGCGUACCACAUGGUCCUUCUACUAAUUGGAUAUGCAUCAGUGGUGUUCUCUACUACGCAGCAAGUGCAGAUGGAUCUUCAGUGAAUUCUAUGGUCCUUUGUUUUGACUUGAGGUCUGAGGAGUUCAGCUCUGUCAAGUUCGGUAAACCAAUGCCUGAUUCAACAACUACAAUGGUAAACUACAACGGCAAGUUAGGUUUGCUUACGUCUGGAGAUUCUCAUUAUGUUACUCGAUCAAGUACAAGUGUUAAGCUGUGGGUUCUGCUUGACGCUGCACAACACGAGUGGUCCAAUCAUGUCUACGUAUUACCACCUUCGUGGGAGGAUGUGGUUUCAGAGACCAUGUACAUCGCUGGAAUGGUUGGUACAAAAGAAAUCGUCUUCUCCCCGAGCUACCAAAGAGUGCCUUACUAUGUCAUCUACUUCAACGUGGAGAGAAAGACGAUCACCAAAGUUGGAAUCCAAGGACUGGAAGCGUUUCAGGGUACGAGUUUCAAAACCUAUCUUAACUAUGUUGAGAAUGUGAAGCUUCUUUAAGCAUUUUAUAAGUGAGAGACGAGUGUAGUUUUCAUUUUGUGUGUGUUCGUUUUCUUCUAGCAUCUUAGUUUGAAAAAGCCCCACCUGUUGUGGAUGAUAUAGGUAAUCUUCUUGUUACAAACUCUUCACAAAUGUAAAUACUCAUCCAAAACAGACAAGUUUAGAAUGUGAUAUUUGAAUAUGCUAUGAUAGAGAUCAACAGAAUGUUAAUAUUUUGGGUUAAGAUCUCACUUAACCUAGCCAGAAAAAUGAUGUUUGUCCACACCCUUGUAGAUGAUAUGAUAAAUCACAAGUUGUACAUCUAAUUUUUUGAGCCGCUUUGAUUACAUCGAUAGAAUCUUGAGUUACAUUCUUCGAAUGUCUUAUCAUAAGUCAAACUUCCUCAUAUAGAAUCAAGAAAAGGUACAAUUGAAAUUAUAUAAUUUUUAAAAUGUUUCAUAUAUUUUUAACGAUUUUUAUUUAUUUUACAAAUAUAUACUUUUAAAAAAUUUCGCGGGGUAGAGGACAUCCGUGACUCAAAUUCGAUCGAUCUGCACACCCCCGACUCAA